AUGCAAGAAGCAAUAAUGCAAUUUAUCAAUAAUAAAAUUGUAGAAACACCAAAAGUGUUUUCCAAUUAUACUCAUUGUCUUAACAAUGUCAUGAGCUGUGUAGACUUUGUAUUUCCAUCAGCUGAUGAAAAUUCUUCUAAAAGAUUAAAAUCAAAUAACAACAACAACAAUGUAAAUAAAAUAAAAUCAAAUAUUUCUGAAUGUAUAGAUGUAAAUAUUCAAUGUAAUAAUAAUAGUAAUAAUAGUAAUAAUAGUAAUAAUAGUAAUAAUAAUAAUAUAGAAUCAUUUAUUUCACAUUUGGAAAGAAUAUCAAAUGAACCAAUUGAACCUAGUUUCUCGGAGAUGUAUGAUUGUCAGAAUGAUGAAUCGAUGUAUAUGUUCUUCCUUUCCAUCCAGGCAGAUUACCAAUUCUACACUCAUUGUCUAUCGGUAUUGGAAGCAGGAUUGUCCAAGUGUUUCAAAGCCUCGAUUGUCAUCCCACGUGGAUCUUUCGCUACACGAUCAGGUUUGAAGUGUACACUAGAUCUAGACGUAGAUCUUAUUCUGCCACGUUCCUAUAUAACACCCGAGCAAAUGACACCAAACGAAUUCCCAACCUUGGUAAAUGUACUCUCGAAAAUACUGCCUAAACAUCUGAGUUGCAUUCAAAACGUAUCGGUCAACAAUACAAGAAGCUUCUCAUUUGAUAUGGUCAUAGAGGGUGUAAGAGUACCAGUCGAUCUAUUCCCCAAAUUGAUUGGACAGAAUGGACGUGUCUAUACAGUAACCCCAACCCGCCAGAAUACACCACGUGAUUGGGUUACCACCAGUAUUUUCACCCAAGAGCAACAACAAUGUAAAUUCGACGAAACUAAACUCUGUGCUAUUCUGCUGCUGAAACUCUGGAGAAAAGAUAUGAAACAAAUGCAUCCUCUUGAAAUGUCUAUACUAAAAGGCUACCAUAUAGUUUUAGCAAUGGAAAAGAUAGUUCAAAUGCCAACAACAUCAAAUAAUGAAACUUCAACUAUCAAAAACAAUAACAACAAUAAUAAUAGAGAUUUUUCAAGAAAAGCUGUACUUUCAAACCUGAAAAGUAUUGUACAAUGUCUACUUAAAUCAUAUACAUACUAUCCAAAGUUAACAGAAGAUGUCAACUCACCGCUGUACGAUUGCCGAAGUGAGUUUAUUGAAUAUGGAGUUGAUCAAUCGAAAGCAGAAAAUAAUUUAGUUGGUGAAACACUAUCUAAACUUUUGUGUAAACUUUUAUCAGAUUUAAAUCAAAUUAAAAUUUAA
Messenger RNA from Heterostelium album PN500, 1272 nucleotides. RefSeq lists its product as uncharacterized. Bases 1 to 1272 code for a protein of 423 amino acids. Lineage: Eukaryota; Evosea; Eumycetozoa; Acytosteliales; Acytosteliaceae. The transcript has 2 exons. The record is from RefSeq and is a predicted model, not a curated record.